UGUGCAUAGACACUGAGCAGUGUGCAAUGGCGUCCUUUCCGAUGUAAUACCCCCGUAAACGCUAUUUCUAAUCAAAACGAGUUCACAUGUCAAGAAUUGGUGUUAGUUUAUCGGUAAUAUAAAAAAAACAUUGGCCUCCCGAAAACACGAGCACCUCGAAUUUUGGGUUUCGGAACAAGGCCAUGGGCGUUCCCUAACGUCUGAAUUCCACUGGUUUUGAUACUGUCCUCACAGAAGGAAUCACUGUCCACCUGUAGCUGCGAGAUCUACUUUACUACAAACAGGAAUGGAAAGCGUCCUGGCUCGGGUGGUGGUGAUGAUAGUGGUGGGCGUGAUCGGGGGCGCCGUGGCCAUACUCUUCGUCAGGGCAGAGUCAGAACAAAGGAAGGCGGCCUCCGCAUCCGCUGGUGGAGGGGGGAGCCCUCAGGAACGACCACUGGAGGAUGAUCAGUCGCUCGACAAUCGCUCUAUAAGCGGAGGUAAUGGCAAAGUCGACGAAAUACCGGAGGUGCCAGGAAUCUCCGCCAAGGCCGACAGUGACAUCUCUUAUCUGCGUCAGCAACUACCUCAGAGUCUCGACCAAUCAGAGAAAAGAAUACGGACGCCGUCACAGACAGCUGAUGACGUUUUGGCCGACAGCGGCUUCCUGGACGAGUUGUUAUUAGCAAUCCGGCGAAAGUUACUGUCUUUCCCCGAAGAGGACUUCGAGGAUGGGAAAGAAGUAGGGAGGAAUUUGCGCAGGAAGAAGAGGUACGACAUGGACGCGAUACCGGAGGAGCUGUCGCUCGGCGAGGAAUGGAACGAGAUCGGCAAAACUGAAAGCGUCGACGAUGACGCGACCUGGCAGAGGAGUGGAAACGCCCCCCACCACCACAUCCGCCACUCCCGCAGGAAGAGUCAUCACAGGCGGUACAAGACGACGCCCUCUGAAGGAAUGCACCAGACCGCCAUAGGACGACAGGGGUUGCCGGAGGAAUUGGAAUUUCAGCCCGAGGCGGCUCAUCCUACGGCUCGUCUGGUCGCGCCCUCCGUUGUGAAACCUUCAGAGGAAAAUAGUGUCCCUGGAGCCAAGAGAGUGAACAGCCAAUUUGAUAAUUUGACAAAUGUCAUUAUAAUGGGAAACAUAACACAUCUCAGAACACCUCAUGAUAUCAUUGAAGAUGACGACCUCAUGGCAGCAGAGAUAAGAGAGGCCUUGUUGUUAGCAGUCCCGUUGUCGCUCCUGCUGACGGUGAUCCUGCUGAUUUGCGUCGCCUUCUGCUGCUGCAGAUACAGGAACCACCCGGCGUACAGCGAGCACAUGGCCUAUGCUGCUUACAGGGAAGACGAGGACUACGUGGAGGAAUGUCCCACCGUCAGCACUGGCAUGUGUGACGUCUGCCUUCCGGACAUCUCGUACCAGGCCCACUUAGCCACGAAGAUCAAGAAGAAGAAGAGCAGGCAGCGUCGAGCUUCCGACCAGAUAGAGCUGGUCCUCGGCGGGGAGGCGAUGGACUGCGAUGCCUGCGACGAGGGCCUCAAGUGCCACCCGCCCCUCUACACCUUGUUAUCGAACCUGCCCCCAGGGAGCAGCCUCCUGGAGGACGACUACAGAAGAGAGUCCCCCUUCGAUUCCUUCAGACCUUCUCUGCCAAGGCGCUCUCAAUCUCUAGAGUUCUUGACUGUCUGAAAAAAGAAAGAGAGAAAG
Messenger RNA from Macrobrachium nipponense, 1687 nucleotides. RefSeq lists its product as uncharacterized. The transcript has 6 exons. NCBI's taxonomy places the organism in Eukaryota, Metazoa, Arthropoda, Malacostraca, Decapoda, Palaemonidae. The record is from RefSeq and is a predicted model, not a curated record. The coding region runs from base 287 to 1669 and encodes 460 amino acids.